CACCGACCCUCUCGCCGCCCCGCCCCGCCCCGCCCCACCAGCGGCCGCCGCCUCCGGCCCUCCGCCCUCUCGAAUCGCGCGCGGCCCAUGGCGAGCGCGUCGCCGCUUCCCCCCACGCCGCCGGCGCAGCCGCAGGGCAAGGAGCAGCAGCAGCAGAAGGCGGUGGCGAUGAACGCGCUCCGCCUGCUGGCGAUCGGGGACCGACUCAGGUCGCACUUCCGCGGCGGCGCGACCGUCCUCGAGCCGGCCGACCUCGCGCACCUCGUCUACGCCUUCGCUAGAGGGAUCGAUUUCGCUCUUUCUAGCGGUGAUGUUCCUAUCGUGGCCAGUGAUAUACCCGGCAUUCUGAAAAAGGUAUAUCUGAUAGGAAAAGAUCAACUUCUGCAAUCUUCUGUUAUGGUACUAAUGAUAUCAUGCAAGAAUGCUUGUUCUCAAAACUGGUUUCAACCCACAGAUUGUACUGAUAUUCUCAGAAUGGCUAAUGAGCUCUCUGGCAACUUCUGCACGCCAGCCAGCAAGCCAGAUAAUGAAAGCACUGUGAUCCAAAUUAUGUCAACAAUAAUUCCAAGGUACUAUCCUCAAUUGAAGUUUGAACGUCUAGUCACUUCGCUGGAAGCAAAGGCUGGAUAUGAUGUUUUAAUGGCCGACUUUUUCAUUCAUAAGAAUGUGCCUCGAGAGGAAAAGAUUAAUCUAAUUGUUGUGCAAAAGGAAGACCUAGAUGCCUCAUCAUGUAUUGCAAACCCACCACAUGUGAGCUUUUUAGUCAAUGGAAAAGGCGUGGACAAGAGGACUAAUGUUUCAAUGGAAACAGGACCCCUGUUCCCAACUGAUAUUACCAGGUUGCUCAAAUACGGGGCAAACAUCAUCCAAGCUAUAGGAUAUUUUAAUGCUAACUAUAUCAUAGCUGUUGCAUUCCUGAACAAAUUGGAGUCUUUUGACGCUCCAAACCUCAAUGAUUAUGCCCAACCAGUCACUGCUGAUCCCCCUGAUUCUGAUAUACUUGAAGGACCAUCUAGAGUUUCCCUGAAGUGCCCCAUAAGUUUUAGGCGCAUAAAAACUCCCAUCAAAGGAUGCCUAUGCAAACACUAUCAGUGUUUUGAUUAUGAUAAUUACAUGGAGAUGAACUUGAGGAAGCCGACUUGGCGCUGUCCAUGUUGUAAUACUCCUUCAAACUUCACUGACCUACGGAUUGAUCAAAAGAUGGCCAAGAUUCUGCAAGAGACUGGAGAAGAUACUAUUGAUGUCCUUGUGUUCGCUGAUGGAUCUUGGAAAGCCGUUUCAACUCAUGAUGAGAGAUCAGAUAAACAUUCCAGUGAUGUUAUUCAGCAGAGUGGAGAUACUAUGGACACUGAUGCGACUCCUGAUGAUGUCAUAGAUCUGAUAAAUGAAGAUGAUGGUGGUGAUGCGGCAAUGAGUUUUGCCUCGGCUUCAGAAGAUGUGAAGCCUCUCUUGAACUAUCAGGAUCUAUCCGUGGCAGACUAUCUUUCAGAUUUGCCCAUGAACACAGUUUCCCAGGCAGAAGAUGUACAUGCAGGCGGUGGAAACAAUGAACGUGGCAAUGUCACUUCAACUUCUGGCCAAAAUUCAUCAUUGCCUUCUACUGGUGGUCUGGGCUCUAGUUCAUUUGGGACUUUGGAGUCUAUUCUGCCUCAUAACAUUCUUCACCCUGUUAUCACAGAUGCAGUCUCUCCUUCUCUUGAUACCUCUAAUUCUGUAGUUCCGAGGCAGAAUGUACCUCAAGGAACACAUUCUGAUGUUGUGCGGUUGCAACCACGAAUAGAUCCAUUGCUUGGAUUAGAAAUUGCAAGACCUCCUAUACCCAGGAAUGUCAGGAGGGAUCCUAUAGGAGUUCAGGCUCUGCCAGUACAACCACAGAGAGUACGACCAAAUAUCUACAAUUGUCCACCUCCUUUCCCACAAUCCAGUCCAGCUUCUUCAGCAUAUCAAGCACAUCAUGUGACAAACUCAGAUACUGUCAUCACUGCUAUAAACUCUGGUGUUGGAUCACUAUCAAGGACUCCAGAUGCCACAUCGUUAUUGCAACGACAGUUGACACAGCAGGACAUGCGCAACACACAAAACUAUCAUCAAGCAAUCAUUGGCAUUACUGCUCCUCAAAAUUUCAUGAGACCGCCGCCAGGAGGCCUAUUCCAGUCUAUAGGUGCCAAUGCACUUGGAGUUUCCCCUGCACAACAGUCCCAUCACAUUGAUCGGCUAUUAGCGAACAAUCUAUUGAAUCAGCUUGGACAAGCUGCAGUGGUUCAAGCUUCCACAACCCCUCCACAAGUCUUGCCAACCCAGCCAGGCAGCACAAGUACAAUCAGCUCGCAGAUCCGUACUCAUUUCCUUCCUGCACAACGCAGCCAAGCAAUGAGACCAACACAAGCAGCGCCUCGGCCUACAAUUUCUCAGGCACCAUCUCGCCUUCAGCCUCCCUUUUCGCCAGCUGCUGCUCGGCCCCUGAGUACACCUCCCCCAAUCGGAACUUCCGAUGAUCUUCCAGAGCUUCCUGUGGAUGAAAGCUGGCGCCCCUCAGGGCAGAUGAGAGGGAGCCUGACUGGUGAAGCUUACAGCGUAGCAAUUGGACGCUACACCCCCAACGUGAACAUUGCUGGUCAGCAGACAAAUGUGGUGACAAGUCAGGCUCGGCCAGCUGGUCCGGAUGCGCGCAGGUAACGAUGGUCAGGCAACUCUGGAACGGUAUUGCUCAUCAAGGAGAUUUUGUUGUUGAUGAGCAGGCAACUACAGUAGAUAUCUCUCUCCCUAGUUACGUUAGGUUGUUGUUAAUCUGUUAACUAGUUAGGAGGUUGGGACAAUCGUAGUGUGAGCGCUAUGCUCACCUGCAAGGCUGCAGCCCUAUUUUUGUAGCAGUUUCUGUGCCGCUUAACUUGCAAGUUAGUACGACCUGACGACAUGGGCUGUACAUGGAACAAAUGCUAAUUAUGUAGUAAUGUAUUGCAGGCUCUUGCAGCUA
This is a messenger RNA of Oryza brachyantha (malo sina), 2974 nucleotides long. RefSeq names its product E4 SUMO-protein ligase PIAL2-like. Gene Ontology annotation, molecular function: zinc ion binding; SUMO ligase activity. Gene Ontology annotation, biological process: protein sumoylation. The record is from RefSeq and is a predicted model, not a curated record. The transcript is spliced from 16 exons. Lineage: Eukaryota; Viridiplantae; Streptophyta; Magnoliopsida; Poales; Poaceae. The coding region runs from base 88 to 2676 and encodes 862 amino acids.